Molecule: messenger RNA, 3385 nt
Organism: Condylostylus longicornis
Lineage: Eukaryota; Metazoa; Arthropoda; Insecta; Diptera; Dolichopodidae
Gene: ebo
Product: exportin-6-A
Exons: 12
Coding region: 134-3244 (1036 amino acids)
Biological process (GO): protein export from nucleus
Molecular function (GO): nuclear export signal receptor activity
Source: RefSeq, a predicted model, not a curated record
AAUUUCAAAAAUUAAAUAAUAAAAAGACAUUAUUCAUGUUUCGAGAUUAUUAAAAUAUUUUGAAUAUUUGGAAAAACUUAAAAUUAAACAAAACAUAAUCAGUUUUGGUACAAAUUGCGUUUUCCAAUUAAAAAUGGUUACACCACUAUCGCUAUCUAUAGUGGAAGGAUUAUUGAAUGAAUUUUAUCUUUCGAAUACAAAUAACAUCCGUAAAAGAGAAAUUGAAACACAAUUAAUAACAUAUAAAAAUAGUGCUGAAUCGGUUCAUGAAUGUUUAGUUAGCUUAACAGAUAAUACUACCUCUACAAAUCAAUAUUUAUGGUUUUUUACUGCAUCAACAUUAGAACAUGCUAUAGUUCGUAAAUGGUCAACCUUAAAAUCAUUGGAUCGUAAUACUCUUAGAGAGCAAUUAUGGAGAUUUUAUGCAAAUUUACCAAUAGAUGGUAGCUAUCCUCGUCGACAAAGAAAUACUAUAGCUCAAUUAAUUGCCUUAAUUGGCAAACGUGAAUUUCCGGAUGAACAUCCAGCAUAUAUAACGCAUGUUAUUCAAUUAACACAGAAUAAAUUUUCAUUAGGAAUUACAUUAUUGAAAACUACUUCUGAAGAGGUUGUUAGUUUAAAGGAUGAUUUACCUACAGAUAGAAAGAAGUAUUUUCAAUCAUGUAUUUCAUUGUGUUUACCGGAAAUUAUCGAUAUAUUAGAUAAAUUUUUAGCCAUCACAGUUAAUUAUUUCAAUGGAACUGAUAUUCUUUUAAAUUCUAAUAUUAAUGUAGAUCCCGUAAUGGUUGCAUCACUGCCAAAUGACAAUCAAUUGCAUAAUUCGACGCGAGAUCUAUUAUCAUGUAUUCAGCAUUUUUUCUCAUGGAUUCCUUUAGAUAAUUUGAUCUCCGACUACUUCUUAUUGAAUAUUUUCAAUUUAAGCAAGUGGCGUGAUCAACAAAGUGAAAAAAUUAGUCGCUCUGCAAUAUCUGUAAUUAAUGAAUUAUUUUAUCUUCAACGUGCUAUACCAUCACCUCAAGUUAUAAUGAUGGGCAUAAAAGACUUAUUAGAUAAUAGUAAUUUAUAUAAAUCAAGUGAAGUUUAUCAAGACAGAUUUACUGAACUGUUAAGACUGUACACAGAUAAAUGUUGUGUCACACUAGUUGCUGACGAGCAAACAUUUCCUUCAUUACUAUUAUCUUUAUAUAAUUAUACAUUUGUAGGUAAUGGAGCUCUAGCUUUUACUGAAAGAUUGGAAAUAUGGUCGCCGAUAAUUAGAGCCUUAAUUCCCACGUCUUUUGGUCGUUACUCUGAAAUAAUGCAUUUACUUGUUGGUGGAAUUUUAAAGAAAAUGCAAUUUAGAUUUGAUCAAGAACAAGAACUAGAUACUUUAGAUAACGAGACCCUCGAUGAAGAUAUGGAGACUGAAUGGCAACAUUAUUUGAAUCUUUGUAUUGAAGUUAUAGCAUAUGUUGCUGAGGGAAGACCAAUUCCAGUAUUUGAACAAGUUUUCAAUGAUUGGCAACGACCAUUUGAAACAUUAAUAUUAUUAGAAAAAUCAAUUGAUAAUAAUACAUCAAUUGAUUUAAAUGAUCAAACAAAGUGCCAUUUUAUACAUAGUAAUUUACGCGAUCUAUCAUCACUUUGUCAAACAUUAGUUCGUUUAGCACCUGUACUUGAAGGUGGUUCUGGAAAAUAUUCAGAAAAUUUAUUACAAAUGACCCAAUGUUUAUUAUAUACUGUAAAAUUUUUAAGUAGUAAUAAAAUACAUUGCCUCAAUUGCGAAAAUUCCCCGUUGAUGUCUGAUUUUGUAGAAUUAUUUGCUCAAACUUUAUCAGCCAUUCGUUGUCUCCUCCCGUUGUCUCCUCUUUUGAAAUCUGAAACUGAACUGAAACAAUUGAUAGAGAACGUAGGUUCAAUUUUAUUGCCAAGCUCUAAACAAAAAUCUCGAAUUGUGUCAUUAUGUGCAGCUCAACUACUUCUUAGUAUAUCAUCAGUAAUAAAACCUCGAUUUAUGAUUGAAUGUUAUUCAAUAACGCAGCUCAUUCAAUGUGGUCCCGUUCUAGCUCAUUUACCUAAACCUGUUAUUUGCGCCAUAUAUGAAACUGUUAUAAAUUGUCUUACUUUGCCAUGGCAAAAUGUUCCCAGUCAACAACAAGAUUUUGAAAAAAGAAACAUAGCUUUACAGGAGUACAUUAAAUGUAUAUCCAAUGACUUUACUGAUCUAGACUACACAACGAUGGGUAAUGGCCAAGAACAGAAGAUUAUAACUAUAACAACUUCUAUUUUACCAAUUUUAAAAGAGGUUUUAGAUUAUUUUCGAGAAAGCAGUACGGCUGUGAAACAAAUGUUAACUAAUGCAGUUAAGCCUAUUAUAUCAAUGGCGUUAUCUAUAUUUAAUUACUACGGAUCUGUAAGUAAUGAAAUCACUGCCAGUGUGUCAGAAUUUUGCUUAAGUGUUUUAAGAACACUUCAAAUGCAGUUAGGUAUAAGUUUUGUUCGGGAAAUGCUUACUAUAUUCAUUGAUUCAACAAUAAGGGAGCAGUUAUCGGUGCGUCGUUUAAAGUCAAUAGAAAACAUUUUACAAAUGGUUUUGUUAGUUGUAGAACAACCGGGAAAUUCAACAAUGUCGUUAAUUCCAUCGAUUUUGACAUUGUCUUUAGACCACGUUUUACCUUUACUAUUGCAUGAUAAAAAUUUAAUGGAUUAUGCUGAAAUAUCAUACGCAUUAUAUGCAUUAUUUGAUGGAAUUUUACAACACCGUUGGCAAUAUUUCUUUAAAUCUCAAGCUCAAAGAGGAUUUUCGCCUGGUGCAAGUGAUUUUGUAACAUUACCUGAUGAAUUACCACAACGUUCUGAACAAUUAUCAACAAUUUUAACAUCAUAUGGAAGAGGUUUAGUAAAUUGUUCAAAUGAUCCACAUUUAGUUCGAACAAUUUUGAUAUCAUUACAAAAUUUAAAUGAACGUUGGCAAUUAUAUUAUAGAGAUUUUUUUAAAUCAAAUUUAUUACAAUCAUUUCAAUAUGCAUUAUUGAAUUUAAUGUUAAUACCUGAAGGUGCAAUACAUCAAGAGCUAUUGCUUCAAGUAUUAUUCGAUAUGGGCCAAGUCAAUAUCAAUAAACUUCAUGAAUCAUUUUUAUCAGUUGGAUUCACGAAUAAUUUAAAAUUUGUAGAAGAAAUAUGUUUGUCAACCGAUUUUCCAACAUUUUCGCAUAAAAUGAAUCAACUCGUUCAAGAUCAAAGAUAUAUUCGUCUAUUACAAUAGUACAUUGAAAUUGAAAAAUCAAAAUAUUAAUACAAAAUAAGUAACUUGUUACUUAUUUUGUAAAUUUAACAAUACAAAAAUCCAAUACAAAAUUUUUUUAUAAAAAUUUAUUAAAAUUCCUUUAAUUUUGUAACAAUUUAU